This is a messenger RNA of Choloepus didactylus (southern two-toed sloth), 1147 nucleotides long. RefSeq names its product intercellular adhesion molecule 4 (Landsteiner-Wiener blood group) (gene ICAM4). Gene Ontology annotation, cellular component: membrane. Gene Ontology annotation, biological process: cell-cell adhesion. NCBI's taxonomy places the organism in Eukaryota, Metazoa, Chordata, Mammalia, Pilosa, Megalonychidae. The record is from RefSeq and is a predicted model, not a curated record. Gene Ontology annotation, molecular function: integrin binding. The transcript has 3 exons. Bases 101 to 1081 code for a protein of 326 amino acids.
AGAGGCUGGGAUCCAAUUCUGGGCUUUUAAUGACCUUUUGGGGCUCUAGUGAAAACUAAGGACUCCCUUUCUCCAAAUACAAGUGGACGUCGGGUUUGAAAUGGGAGCAGAGGGUUCCACGGGGUUGACCCCGGGUUUUGGAGCUGAGAGAGGGGGUACGUGCUUCAGGGCUGCUGUCCCUCUCGGGGGCCGCCUGUCCCUCUCUGGGUGGAGUCGAGGAGGUGGGGCUGCCCGUGGGUCUCCUUAUCUCCGGAGCCAGCUGAGGCUCCCUGGCGCGGGGCCCCUCAGUCCCGGGCUCUUUGCCAUGGGGUCUCUGCUGCUCUGCUCCCUGCUGCUUUUGCUAGCGGUCCUAACGCCAGGCCCCGGGGACAGCCCUCCCACGCCCUCCGGGACCUCAGCGGCGUUCUGGGUGCGCCUCAGCCCCGAGGCGGUGGCCGUGCCGCCGGGGGACUCCGUGUGGCUCAACUGCAGCAGCAGCUGUCCCCUGCCGGCGAGCUCCAGCCUGCACACCCAGCUGCGGCAGGGCCGGACGCUCCGGGGACCCGGCUGGGUGGCCUACCAGCUGCUCGACGUGAGGGCCUGGAGCUCCGACGUGCGCUGCUUGGUCACCUGCGGGGGAGAGACGCGCGAGGCCAAGGCCAGGGUCACGGCGUACAAACCGCCGAACAGCGUGAUCCUGGAACCCCCGGUCUUCCAGGGCGGCGAGUACACGCUGCGCUGCCACGUGACGCACGUGUUCCCCGUGGGGUUCCUGGUGGUGACCCUGCGGCUCGGCGGCCGGGUCAUCUACUCCGAAAGCCUGGAGCGCUUCACCCGCCGCGAUCUGGCCAACGUGACGCUGACGUACGCCAUGCGCUCCCGGCCCGGAGACCUCUGGCAGCCGGUGACGUGCCACGCGCGCCUCAAUCUCGACCGUCUGAUGGUCCGCAGCACCUCGGCGCCGGAGACGCUCGGGGCCUUCGCCGUGAGCCCCACGUCCAAAGCCUUGGCCUCCACCUCCAUAGCUGCCCUCGUAGGGAUCCUUCUCGCCCUGGGGGCCACCUACCUGUGGAAAUACCCGGCGAUGGGGUCCCGGGUAUAGAGGAUGGCCCUCGCCAGCUGAGCCGCAGGAAAAGAACCUGGAGCAAUUUGCCUGGAUCAAUAAAGC